AAUUCAACUGGCCGGCAAUUCACUCCUUCGUGAGGACUGGAAUCAUCGGUAGAUGGUUGGGCACUGGACUAGGCUGCCUAGCGCACUUCAUUGUACAAGCAAUGGGCGGCGGCAUCUACUAUCGCCUAUGGGCCGUUCUGUUCUUCCUCCCUAUCACUUUCUUCUUCUGCAUGUCUCAGUCGAAUGGUGGAUGCAAGAUGAGCGAGAUUAUUAUGGGUCAAACAUCGCUAGUCUCCUCUGGUGUGGCUGUGCUAUGGUUUGUCAACAACGGUUACAAGGAGGGAACUGCCUUUGCGGUAUUCCAAACCUUUGGUACUCUCUCAUCGUUCAUUAUUCUCCAGCUACUUCAUCUCGCACACCUCCUUCCUGCCGACAGUCCCCCAGCUUUCCAACGGUUCAGUUACUCAGCAGCGAAUCUCUAUGACAUAUUGACGUCUUACAUAGUAUCUGGCGAUGAGCAUUCCAAACUACUCCAGUCGGCCCACGACGACUUCAUGGAUGCAUGUUUCAAAAUCGCUUCCCACCCUGGCCCUGGAGGCAUUGAGACGCCGGCAUGGUACAUGGCAGCCUAUCUGUUCUCGCUCAGAGAGAACCUGAAGUCUGGCAAGUUCACCGAUACUAUCUUGGAUAACUACUGGCAACCAAUGGCAGCUGAUUUGUUGGAAUUGAGGAGCAGCGUGGGUCUCGUCUUGCGCUCCAUCUAUGAAACGGAGCCGACAUUGAGGGAAAGAGCGGACGCUAUCAAUCUACGGGACCGGGCCAGAGUAUUCGAAGCCCAUCUUUUGAAGGUCAAUCGUAGCGCUGCAAGCUUAGUGACGAGUGGUGAUAUUGAGCCUCCGGACGACAACGAGUUCAUGCGGUUCCAGUCCGCCUUGGGUUCGGCAUUCUACUUCGCUUGCAGAGCUCAAGAUUACAGAGACGCUAGUCUGCAGCUACGCGCAAAAAAUAGUGAGCAGGCUGAGAGAUACUCUUGUCACCCCUUUGCUGGCUUUGUGGCAUGGUGGAAGGCUUGGUGGGCGGAGCCUUUUUUCAAAGGCCUCAAUGAGGGUGGUGGUGCUCGGCCUACGUUGAUUUAUGCAGCCCGGUUCACCCUCGCCGUUGUGAUCGGUGAAGUCGUCCUCGUUGUUGGUCAACACUACAGCGAUGGCGUCCGUCAACACGGCCUAUGGGGUAUCCUCCCUGUCUAUCUCUGUUUCUUGCCGACUUGUGGAGCGUCCUUACUGAGGGGCAGCCGAAGGGUUAUCGGUACCCUCGUGGGUGCGCUAGUCAGCAUCGUCUGUCUCCGUAUCAACCCACAUGACCCGGUAGCAAUCUUUGUUGAGAUGAUGAUCGUCGUGUUUGUUGGCAAAUUCGCGAGUUCUUAUGGUGGUAUCGGUUAUGCUGGUUCGGUAUUUACCCUGACUUGGUUUGUGGUCUGUAUGGGAUUGGCAAUAGGCACGACACUGCCGCCGGACGAGAUGAUGAUUGCCGCCGGAUGGAGAGCUGGUCUCACUGCUGCGGGUGUCGUCUAUGCCACGGUUUUCUCUGGUGUCGUCUUUCCGGAGUUCGCCGCGGUUCACUACAAGAAGGCUACGGCCCAUGCUAUUAAAGAGGGAUGCGACGGUGUUGAGGAAGCUAUCCUACAACUGGUACGGGCUCGCUCAGACCAGAAGGGUGAAUUCUCCCUGAUCGAUCCUCGUAUCGAGUUCGGCCAUUCGGUUUUCGAGUCGCUGAGCACUCGGGUGAAGUACACCCAGGACGCUACUGCCGAGGUUGCAGUUCUUGGUACUCUCCGCCUCCUAUCUCCUAUGACUAAGAGAGUGCUGUUGAAGGGUCAUGAUAUUGACAAGCUCACCAAUGCCGCGUUGGUGCUACACAAUUCAUUGGUGUCGGCGACUCUCUUUGUGACAGGCCCCGCGGCUGAGAUGCUGGAUGCCAUAGUACCCGGACUGAAAAAAUUUCGUCUCGCGUUGCGAGCCUCCUCAGAGCGGCUUCAUAGGGCGAUUAACGAAGAGAAGAAUAUUUCCCCGUUGAAGGACGACGUUAAUGUCGCAGCCCAGCUGUGCUUGGACGCUUUCCUGCAUGCUAAAGAUCGACUCAUAGAGGAUUGCUUGGCCGGUUCGGAAGGUGCUGCAGAAAUCAUUUCCUCUGGGGGUUUCCGGGUCUACUACUUGGUGUAUUCUCUAACCUUCUUCGCAGGGUUGUGGACUAGCAUUGAGAAUCGAUUGAUUGGUCAACAGCCCGCAGUAGAGAUGGUGGGAGCUGACAUGAUGUCCUCGGAUCCCUCGACGUCCUCUACUGAUGAUGAAGGCUCCCUGGAUGACACUCUAGGAGGAGGCAUAGUUGCCCCAUCCGGAGAGACUGAUUGUGCUGAGACCUAUCUUAGACCAGAAGAUCUAGAGGAGACAUUCACUCUCAGCCGCGAAGUACUGGCUGAAUGUAAACGAUCCGACUCUGACAAGGAUCCUGACUGCACAAAGUUCAUAACACCAGGGUAUCGACUCUGGCACGUAUGCAUAUCCCUCUCGAAGUCCACAGACGAGCUCAAGUCUGCCACUGUGGGGGACACUCUGGUCACUAAGUUACGGGAGCUGGACUGCCUUUGUCGAGAGGUUGCCGCAAGGGUACUGGAGCAUGGUGUCAGGGAUAUGCUCAACUCUGGCGACGAUGAUGAGGAUACUCGCUCACAACGGGAUAAUCUUAUCAAGAUUUGGUUGCGCACUGGUCAGAGUUGGCUGUCAUUAACUUCUGGAGGUGCAGAGCAAUGGACAGCAGCCAACAAUGCAUUGACAAAAGGAAUCACUAUUUUCAAGAAAGCUGUCACUGAGCUGUCUGAAGGGUCCGUCAGCGAGACGACCAAGAAUGCAGCCUUUUCGGGCGCCUUGCAUCUAGCUCAGGCCCUAUGUCUCACAGGGAGCUGGGAUGGGGCUGUCCAGGUAGAGGUUUAUCUGUAG
Molecule: messenger RNA, 2933 nt
Organism: Perkinsus marinus ATCC 50983
Lineage: Eukaryota; Perkinsozoa; Perkinsida; Perkinsidae
Exons: 7
Coding region: 102-2933 (943 amino acids)
Source: RefSeq, a predicted model, not a curated record